AUGGCGGACCAUCGUGUAAGCAAGAGGCUCAGAUAUUCCAGCAACAACAAAGAAGAACAGCUGGAAGUUACCGGCCAAAACCUCAGGAAAAUUCGAGUCAUCUGCUCCGACCCUGAAGCUACUGAUUCAUCAUCGGAUGAAGCUGAUAGCGGAGAGAGAUCAUCACCACGUCGAAUUGUUUUCGAGAUUGUGAUUGGGGUCAAACCUGAAGAAGGCGAUGAAACGGUAGAACACAAGGAUUCGAUGGAUCAAACCGUGCGGAAGAAGUUAACCGGGGUUCGAUUGAGGAAGUGGGGCAAGUGGGCAGCUGAGAUUCGUGAUCCUUUUACCAGAAAACGAAUAUGGUUGGGUACAUUUAACACCGCAGAGGAAGCCUCAAAAGCCUAUAUGGCUAAGAAGCAGGAGUUUCAAGCAAGAUUAUCGACCCAAACCCGACCCAAGUCUGACGGCGAGUCGUCCACUCGGCUUUCUCAGGACCCGGGUCAAGAACCGACCCGGGAAUCGUACAAGGGGGUUCAUAGGGCGAAAAUGGAUGGUACAUGUGAUCCUGAAGAAGAGGGUUCAAGUGCUCUCCAGUACAAGAAGGUCGAAUUCGGGUCGGAAUACGUUACCCGACUUGAAAGUGGGUCAUCGAUUAAGUCCCCAAAGAUCGAGACUUUGAGCUUGUUGAGUAAUGGUGGUGGUGAAACAAUCAGUGGGUCUACCACCACUUCCAUGGAAGUUUCAGGAGAGGAGAAAGGAGCAAGCGCAACCAUGGUGGAAGGUCAAAAUGUAAAUACAGAAGAAGGAAACAAGCCACCUUGGUUGGGUUUGGACAUUGGUAUGCUUGUCAUAGACAACAAUGGCAAUCUGCUGGGUCAAUUUAGUAGACUUGAUGAUGAAAUGAGGAUCUGCUGA
Cynara cardunculus var. scolymus (artichoke) is the source of this 897-nucleotide messenger RNA. RefSeq names its product ethylene-responsive transcription factor WIN1-like. The record is from RefSeq and is a predicted model, not a curated record. Gene Ontology annotation, molecular function: DNA binding; DNA-binding transcription factor activity. The coding region runs from base 1 to 897 and encodes 298 amino acids. Lineage: Eukaryota; Viridiplantae; Streptophyta; Magnoliopsida; Asterales; Asteraceae. Gene Ontology annotation, biological process: regulation of DNA-templated transcription. The transcript has a single exon.